Molecule: messenger RNA, 2553 nt
Organism: Juglans regia (Persian walnut)
Lineage: Eukaryota; Viridiplantae; Streptophyta; Magnoliopsida; Fagales; Juglandaceae
Product: protein NUCLEAR FUSION DEFECTIVE 4-like
Exons: 6
Coding region: 1-2553 (850 amino acids)
Cellular component (GO): membrane
Source: RefSeq, a predicted model, not a curated record
AUGGCUGUUUACGGUGGAAGGAUGGGCAACGGUUUAUACGUGAAGAUGGAGGUUGGCGUCGAACUAGGAGGGCUGGGUGGUUCUUGCGGCUGGUUGCAGCGAUAUAGGGCAGUUUUCCAAAGUCAUAAAUCAUUUGGUUUUGCUAUUUCUGCUGAUACUGAACCUGAAUUCUAUCAUCAAGUAGCCAAACACUCUCAUUUUAGAGAUGAUAUUGCUACUGAGAUUGCUGCUUUAGAACUUAAUAAUACUUGGAUUGUUGUCAAUCUACCUCCUGGUAAACAAUCCAUAGGCUGUAAAUGGGUUUAUAAGAUCAAGUAUCGUUCUGAUGGUUCUGUGGAGAGGUACAAAGCAAGCCUUGUGGUAAAAGGUCCAGAUCUGAUUAUUGAUUGUUUACUAGUUUAUGUUAAUGAUAUUUUGAUAGCUUUACUAGUCUAUGUUGAUGAUAUUUUGAUAGCUAGUAGUGAUUUGGAAGUUGUAAAUUCUUUGAAAUCCUUACUUGAUGCUAAAUUAAAGCUCAAGGAUCUUGGUUCCCUAAAGUAUUUUCUUGGUUUAGAGGUGGCCAAAUCACCCAGUGGCAUUUCACUGUGUCAGCGAAAAUAUGCUCUAGAAAUUUUACAAGAUGUUGGUUUUUUAGCAUGUAAACCAGUAUCGUUCUUUAUUGAGCAAAAUUUGAUGCUUAGUAAAGAUGAUGGUGACUUGUUGCCAGACCCUACAGUGUUUCGGAGUCAAGCUGCUUUACACGUCGCUGUCAAUCCAGUCUUCCAUGAACGGACUAAGCACAUAGAGUUAGACUGUCAUUUCAUACGGGACAAAAUGCAAGCUGGAGUCAUCAAAAGAUUUCAUCUUUCUUCCCAGCAUCAACUUGAAGAUGUUCUUACCAAGCCCCUACUUGUCAUGUCUUCGAGAACUCUCCAAUGGCUAAGCCUUGUGGGCAUUAUAUGGCUUCAGUCCAUAAAUGGGACAAACUCAAACUUUCCAGCUUAUUCAUCUCAAAUCAAGAACCUUCUUUCCAUUUCCCAAGUGCAACUCAACAACCUUGCCUUUGCCUCAGAUGCAGGAAAACUCUUAGGUUGGCUUUCUGGCAUAGCAGUUGUUUACCUACCACUUUGGCUGGUUCUCAUCAUUGGUUCUUCCCUAGGGUUGCUUGGUUAUGGUUUGCAAUAUCUUUUCCUUUCAAACCAGAUUUCUCUGUCAUACGGGCAUAUUUUCGUGCUCACUGUUGUGGCAGGAAAUAGUAUUUGCUGGAUCAACACCGUUUGCUACGUUGUUGCCAUACGAAAUUUCACAUCUGAUCACCAGAUUGCGAUCGGAUUAACAACUAGCUACCUAGGGCUAAGUGCAAAAAUUUACACAGAUACUGUAAAUGCUGCCUUUUCUUAUUCACCAAUUGAGAGAGCUAAAGCCUAUCUCCUUCUCAGCUCUAUCCUACCCGUUAUAGUUAGUGUUAUAGCUGCACCACUGGCCAGAGAAGUUGAAGUUGGAAGGCCAAGAAACAUGGCAGUUGCGUUCAUAGCCAUGUUUGUGAUAACAAUGGCAACUGGGGUCUAUUCUGUGAUCAGCAGUUUGAAGUCGAUAUCAGGUAAAUUAUCGCCAUUGGGUCAUGCAAUUGGUACCGGUGCGUUCUUAUUGGCCCCUCUAGCAAUUCCAGUUGCAGAGAAAAUUAUAGAAGUAGUCAGAAAAUGCAAUGUAAAUAUUGAAAAAAAAAUGUAUCAUUUUACUAGAGAAGAUAACAUUGAAGGUGCGGAAAGAAUGGAGAUUGAAGUACAAGAUAAGAGAGGGGAAGUAGCCGGUGAAGUUCAUCAAGAGAGUGAAGGUGCAGAAACAAUGGAGAUCAGUGGGGUAAAAGAGAGUGGAGAUCAAGGCGGUGAUGUUCGUGUUAAAGAGGAGAUUGGAGUGAAGGUGAUGCUGAAGAGAUUGGAGUUCUGGUUAUAUUUUUUCGUCUACUUUUUUGGUGCAACACUUGGUUUGGUGUUUUUGAACAACUUGGGACAAAUAGCCGAGUCUCGUGGGUACUCAGGGACGUCUUCUUUGGUCUCUUUGUCUUCUUCUUUUGGGUUCUUUGGCCGUCUCAUGCCGUCCCUUGUGGACUAUUACUUCUCAAGGACCAAGCGUACGAUAUCAAAACCAGCUUCAAUUGUAGCAUUAAUGGCUCCAACAGCUGGAGCUUUCUUCUUGCUUGUCAGCAAGACCAACCUCUCUCUCCAGGUCAGCACUGCCAUUAUAGGAGUGUGUUGUGGAGCAAUCACUUCGGUCACCGUAUCCACAACCACCGAGUUGUUUGGGACAAAACAAUUCUCAGUGAAUCAUAACGUGGUGGUUGUAAAUAUCCCAAUAGGAUCCUUUCUGUUUGGUUACUUGGCAGCCAUUCUUUGCAGCAAGGAAGGAAAAGGAGAUAAUGGGAAAUGCAUGGGAGUGGAAUGCUACAGAAACACUUUCAUCAUCUGGGGUUCCCUUUGUUUUCUUGGAACUUUUCUUGCUUUAAUUCUAUACGCUCGAACUAGAAAGUUGUAUUUGCAAAACGUACCAGCUGUUUUGAAUGUCAAUGUUGCAUGA